Molecule: messenger RNA, 3509 nt
Organism: Nomia melanderi (Alkali bee)
Lineage: Eukaryota; Metazoa; Arthropoda; Insecta; Hymenoptera; Halictidae
Source: RefSeq, a predicted model, not a curated record
UUAUACGUUUUUAUCCAUUUCUCUUUGAAUAUCGUAUUCCGUAGUAAACUUCGUAAAUAAGACGCAGAUUUGGCAGCACUAGUAUUAUAGCGUUUAGUACAGUUAUGUACAUAUAUCGAGAUAGAGAGAGAAAGAGACUAUUAAAUCCAGAAACACAAAGAAUUUUCGUAGUGGGGUGGAAAUUGUUAUCCCCAAGUGUGUUCGUUUUAUUUCCCUUUGUCUUAUCUACGUCAUUUACGAUGCUUAUGAUAAUAGAUACUUUUUGUAAUUUGUAUUUUUCCUAGAUCACUCACGAGAUGUUUGACAUUCGCAGAAACGCAGCUGAUAUUUCUGCUAAAUUCACCCAUUAAAUCUUUAUCUAUCUAUGAGAAUUUUUCUUUAUUGAAUUUCAGAUGGACCGAGCCGAAAACGCAAUUUCUUAGAUUUUUCAAAUGCGCAACGAUAAAUUUCAAGGAUAAUAGGAAUCGUUCUAAAUUCAUUACCGGGACAAAGAAAGAUUGAGAAACAAAAGAAAUGCCGAAAAUUUUCUAAUGACUAAUCGUGCAAUAUAUAUUACAAGUUUGAAAAUAACUAACUGAUCAAUUACAAAAAUAGCAAUGAUUGCAACAACGCUCGCUAAACAAGGUUAAACAAAGUUAAAUGUUAUUUUUAUGCGAGAAUACUGAUAUGUUUUUGUAUAUUCUUAAAAUAACUUUUAAAGCUUUGUCUGAAAUCUGAUGUGUAGUAUGGAGAAUUUGGGGUUAAGUGUCAUCGAGAAAUUUCACAACGGUAGCUUAACGUAAAAGCAUCUCUACUCGUUGUUUAUAAUAUACGAGAGAACAGUUAACAAAAUGGAAGUGAAUAAUUCAAAUGAAGAUUCGAUAGAAGUGUCACAAUCACUUAUAACACGUGUUUAUUAUGCUGCUAAAGAGGGUAUGGCUAUUGCCCUUUAUGAUCUUCUCAGUUCUAAGUCUCCUGAACAAGUUAAUCAGCUGAUUAAUCAGAAAGUGUUAGAAAAAGAUGGACAACAAUGUACACCUUUAAUAAUUGCUGCCCGAUAUGGUCAUGAUCAAGUAGUUACAAUAUUACUUGAUAAAUUUAAACCUGAUUUAGAACAAGAAGGAACAGUGAAAUUUGAUGGAAGUGUUAUUGAAAAAGCAAGUGCACUUUGGUGUGCUGCUGGUGCAGGACACUUGACAGUUGUGAAAACUUUAGUAAAAGCAGGUGCGAAUGUAAAUCAUCCGACUGAAAGUCAAUCGACUCCUUUGAGAGCGGCUUGUUUCGAUGGACGAUUAGAUAUAGCUAAAUAUUUAAUGGAACAUAACGCUGAUAUGAACAUCACAAAUCAUUAUAAUAAUACGUGCCUAAUGAUUGCAUCGUAUAAAGGUCAUGUUGAUGUUGUGACAUUUCUUUUAGAACAAGGUGCAAAUCCAAAUGAAAAAUCAAAAUAUGGUUCCACAGCUUUGCACUUAGCUUCUAAAUGCGGGCAUAUUGCCAUAAUUUGUGAAUUAUUAAAAUUUGGAGCAAAAAUGACAAAGGACGAUAAUGGAAUGACACCAUUAACAGUAGCAGCAGAACGUACCAGAACUGAUGUUGUGGAAUGUUUAAUAAAAUAUACAGAAGUUAGUAAAGAAGAAAUAAUUGAAGCAUACGAACUCUUAGGUGCUUCUUAUUCUAACAGUGUCUCUGAAGGCAGCGAUCCUUUAGCAAAAGCAUACAGAUAUUUACGAAAAGCAAUGGAGCUUAGGUUUAGCGAUCCUGACAACAUUAUUUAUAAACGUUUAGGCGAACCAGUGAAAGCAUAUGGUAAUUGGAAAGAAUGCGAAACAUUGGAAGAAUUCGAACGCAUUAGGGUUAAUCCGAAUGCUCUCAAUAUGGAGUCAUUAGCUAUUCGAGAAAGAAUCUUAGGGCAACAUAAUCCAGCAGUACCAAAUCAUAUAGUAUUCAGAGGAGCGGUAUUUGCAGACAAUGCUAAAUUUGAUAGAUGUAUCGAUCUAUGGCUUCAUGCUUUGUAUCUGAAACAAUUAAAUAAUGUUUCCGUUGUGAAGGAUCUUCUUAGGUUUGCACAGGUAUUCUCACAAAUGAUACACGUGGGAGUGGAUUUUGAUUUCUCUCAGGUUUUGAGCGUUCUGCAGGCUUGUGUAACAGAACUUGACCGCAAUAAAUCUGUAAUCAGUGUUUCUGUUUCCGAAGAAGAUAUCGAACAGUAUGUUGAAAUAACGCAGGAGGAAAUGAAAUCAAAUAUUAUAAGCACAUUAUACAUAUUAUCAAUAGUAACGAAACUUUUAACAUUGAACGAAAGUCGAUACACAGAACAGGAAAAAAUAAAGGCACGUUGUUUAGUUCAUAAACUGUGUCUUCUGCAAACGCGUUUAAAGGAUGGACAAACAUUACUACAUCUCGCUGUAAAUGCCGAGACGCCUGUGGAUGAUUUCUAUAUCAACGACGCUUGCAAAUUUCCGUGUGCUGCGACAACAAAACUACUUAUACGUUGUGGAGCUGACGUAAAUGCAAUGGACAAUGAUAGGAAUACUCCAUUGCACAUAAUUGUUGGUUGCAAAAAAUCAAUUAGUGAUUUCGACACUCUUUAUUCUAUUAUUAUGGAGCUUAUAGAAGCUGGAGCACAUAUGGACACUGUAAACAGUAUGGGCGAAACACCUUAUGCUGCAGCUAUUGCAGGUGAGGCAGAAAUAAUAUUGAGGACCCAGAGAAAGUUAUCGUUAAAAUGUAUAGCUGCAAAGGUAAUAAAAGCUCAUAACUUAUCAUAUCAUGAAAAAGUACCACGUUCCUUGGAAAGUUUUAUUGAACUACAUGGACCAGGAGGUAAUUAAGGUUGACAUCAUUAUCGUAUCAAUGAUAAACUUUUUAAUGAAUAUAUUAUAAAACUAAUUGCAUAAAAAUUAUACAAUUAUGUAAUAAGAUUUUAGUAAUAACGAAAUUACAUAAAAGAUUUAUUUUUUGAUGAUGUAAACUUUUUAGGAAAGUUAAUUUACAAAAUCUCAAAAUAAUGAUUCACAUAGUCAAUAUGAUAGUAGACAGUUAUCCAAUAAUAAUUUGUGUAUUAAUUAACUGUGAAGUUUUUUAAAAUUAAAAACACAAAAAAUAUGUUUAUGUUGUUAUAUAUGAAUAACGAGUUAUUUUUAAGAAUAACGAAUUGUGUGAUAGUUAUUUCUAUAGGUAAAACCUGCUUUGUACAAACAAAUAUUAUAACUUUUGAAUAAUCAAGCUCACAAGGAGAUCACACUGAAAUGUUACGAAACGAAUUUAAUAAAACUUUGUAAACAGGCAAAUAUCUGAAACAUAUAAUUUAUAACAUGGCUAUAGACAUUUCGUUUGUAACAUGUGGCAUGAAGAUGUUAACUUUGUCUAUUUGUGAGCCUAAUUAAAAUAGUUAAAAUUAUUAUUAUCUUGGAGAAUAUAAAUCCUUUAACUACCUCUUAUUAUUUUAUUAUCUAAGAGAAGCAUUUAAACAUAUUUCGAAAUAUAUUAACAUUGUCUUAACAAAGUUUUGUCAUAGAAUUAUUAGAUUG